UGGACUCUGUGCGCUCGGGGCCCUUCGGGCAGAUCUUCAGGCCAGACAACUUCAUUUUUGUGACCACUGAUGACCGUAUACCUGGCCAUCGAGUGACUGGCUGUACUGUCUUACAGGUCAGAGUGGGGCCGGAAACAACUGGGCCAGGGGGCACUACACAGAAGGCGCAGAGCUGAUGGAGUCAGUGAUGGACGUUGUCAGAAAGGAGGCUGAGAGCUGUGACUGCCUGCAGGGUUUCCAGCUGACCCACUCCCUGGGUGGGGGGACGGGGUCUGGGAUGGGUACCCUUCUGCUCAGUAAGAUCCGGGAGGAGUACCCAGACAGGAUCAUAAACACAUUCAGCAUCCUGCCCUCCCCCAAGGUGUCAGACACGGUGGUGGAGCCCUACAAUGCCACCCUCUCGGUCCACCAGCUCAUAGAAAAUGCAGACGAGACCUUCUGUAUAGACAACGAAGCGUUAUACGACAUCUGUUCCAGGACCCUGAAACUGCCCACGCCCACCUACGGUGACCUGAACCACCUGGUGUCUGCCACCAUGAGCGGGGUCACCACGUGCCUGCGCUUCCCAGGCCAGCUGAAUGCUGACCUGCGGAAGCUGGCCGUGAACAUGGUCCCGUUUCCCCGGCUGCAUUUCUUCAUGCCCGGCUUUGCCCCCCUGACCAGCCGGGGCAGCCAGCAGUACCGGGCCCUGACGGUGGCUGAGCUUACGCAGCAGAUGUUUGACGCCAGGAAUAUGAUGGCCGCGUGUGACCCUCGUCAUGGCCGCUACCUAACGGCGGCUGCCAUUUUCAGGGGUCGCAUGCCCAUGAGGGAGGUGGAUGAACAAAUGUUCAACAUUCAAAAUAAGAACAGCAGCUACUUCGCUGACUGGCUCCCCCACAACGUCAAAACAGCCGUCUGUGACAUCCCGCCCCGGGGGCUAAAAAUGUCAGCCACCUUCAUUGGGAACAACACAGCCAUCCAGGAGCUCUUCAAGCGUGUCUCAGAGCAGUUUACAGCAAUGUUCCGGCGCAAGGCCUUCCUCCAUUGGUAUACGGGCGAGGGGAUGGAUGAGAUGGAAUUUACCGAGGCGGAGAGCAACAUGAACGACCUAGUUUCUGAGUAUCAACAGUAUCAGGAUGCCACAGCCGAGGAGGAGGAGUUUGAGGAAUAUGCUGAGGAGGAGGAGGAGGAGGAGGCCUAGAACUUUCCUUUUCUAGGUAAAGGAGGGAAGUAGUGUGGAUUCUUUACUGUGUUCUGACUGCCAUGUGUCACUACGCACUUGUUUGUGUCUUCACCUCUCCUCCUGCAUUUUAAAGCAUUUUUAUAGUAUACGAUUUUGCCGAAUAAAGUAUUCU
This is a messenger RNA of Cercocebus atys (sooty mangabey), 1337 nucleotides long. RefSeq names its product tubulin beta-8 chain. The coding region runs from base 176 to 1183 and encodes 335 amino acids. Gene Ontology annotation, molecular function: structural constituent of cytoskeleton; GTPase activity; GTP binding. Gene Ontology annotation, biological process: microtubule cytoskeleton organization; mitotic cell cycle. Gene Ontology annotation, cellular component: microtubule; cytoplasm. Lineage: Eukaryota; Metazoa; Chordata; Mammalia; Primates; Cercopithecidae. The transcript is spliced from 2 exons. The record is from RefSeq and is a predicted model, not a curated record.